CCUCCCCUCCAGUCUUGCACAGGUGUACCGGCUCCUCCCCUUCAGUCUUGCACAGGUGUACCGGCUCCUCCCCUUCAGUCUUGCACAGGUGUCCAGGCUCCUCCCCUUCAGUCUUGCACAGGUGUACCGGCUCCUCCCCUUCAGUCUUGCACAGGUGUACCGGCUCCUCCCCUUCAGUCUUGCACAGGUGUACAGGCUCCUCCCCUUCAGUCCUGCACAGGUGUACCGGCUCCUCCCCUUCAGUCCUGCACAGGUGUAUCGGCUCCUCCCCUCCAGUCUUGCACAGGUGUACCGGCUCCUCCCCUUCAGUCUUGCACAGGUGUCCCCGGCUCCUCCCCUUCAGUCUUGCACAGGUGUACCGGCUCCUCCCCUUCAGUCUUGCACAGGUGUACCGGCUCCUCCCCUUCAGUCUUGCACAGGUGUACCGGCUCCUCCCCUUCAGUC
Messenger RNA from Staurois parvus, 444 nucleotides. NCBI's taxonomy places the organism in Eukaryota, Metazoa, Chordata, Amphibia, Anura, Ranidae. The record is from the annotation of a GenBank genome assembly.